AUGGCGUCCGUCACAUGUCGUGGUGAUCUUCACAUGGCCGGUGCUGGUGCACUGCCAGGGUCAGCCCUGCCCCGUUUGGACAUCCUCACUCUCAAAUGUCCCUCUCAGACGACCGUCACCGAACUCACGGACUUUCCUAAUAUCUCUCGGUCUCCUUCCAUCGUCUCCAUCGACUCCCAGUCAACCGAGAAAUGUGUCUCCCCGACCGACUCGGCCAUCUCGUCCGAACCUCCUUCCCCCACGAUGGAGACCCAUAGGAGGAAGAGGAUCGAGCCGUCUGGCUCGAGAAGCCCAGUUUCACCUGCUCGCUCGGCGGGUCCGCGAGCAGCUUCUUCCAGACCUUCAUCAGCGGCAAACUCGAUCCAUCACUCGCGCUCCAACUCGCGGAGUACCGCGCGGUCUCGCCCGCAGAGUCGACAUAGUUCCUUCCAUUCACCUCGACGGCCCGCCAACGCGAGCAUCGUGCCAGUCCCCUCGUCUCGGCCAAACCCGCUCGAUAAACGAGAGUCCCUACUAGCACUACACCGCGAGUCAUGUCGUCUAUUUCAAGAUCACGAGCAUCAGCAACAACCGUCCUUAUCCAAAUACUCCACCGACGAGCCCCGCCCUUCUUUAUAUCGCGCUCCCUCUACAUCCUAUAGAUCCAAGCGGGACGCCCGCACCUCCUCCGAGAACGAACACUCAGCCCCUUCAUCGCCCAUUAGCUCUUCAUAUUCCACACGACGCUUCGACUUUGAACACCGCGGCUCCGUGAGCUCGACUACAACAACCCCACAUUUCCUUCAACAUAGAGACCGCUCCAACACCAUGCCCACCAACGACAGCCAGCCACAUCACCAGGGUCACAACUACAGUCCAUCUGCUUCCUCCAUACACGUCCCGGCGACAGUGAUGGAGUGGACAUCGCCUUCAACCCGGCGGGCCGAGUACGAAAAGAUCGACCGUGCUAGCCGUGGUAUGCGAGGUCUCUGGCGCCGCGUGGCACCGCGCUGGUGUCAAAGCCGAGACUCGCGAACGCCCUUCUUCGAGGAGGGUAAGAACGCUCGUGAGGGGAGUGUGCGUCGUUUCCGUAUGGAACUGCCGGAUGAGGGAGAAGGCGACCGCAGGUCGAAGCCAUUUGAGUUUUGGGAUAGGCGUCGUGCCUGUCGGCGGUCAAACACGUCGCCCUGA
Penicillium brasilianum is the source of this 1170-nucleotide messenger RNA. Lineage: Eukaryota; Fungi; Ascomycota; Eurotiomycetes; Eurotiales; Aspergillaceae. The record is from the annotation of a GenBank genome assembly.